AUGAGAGAAAGUUUGAUUCAACAACUAGAGGAUAAUUGCUAUGAAUGCGCCAUUUGCUGCCAGAUUAUUCAUGCGCGACAGGGCAUUUGGACGUGCAAAACAUGCUAUCAUAUGUUCCACAUCUCUGGUGGUUGUAUCAUAAAUUGGGCGAAGAAGAGUAAAGAGGAGGAUAACAAGUACUGAGGAGAAACUCCGCACUCCUGCGGUAACGUGUGUGGUGGUCAACGCGCCCCUGGUUGUCCUCAUCCAUGCAAUGAACCUUGCCACCCUGGUCCUUGUCCUGAGUGUCCGGUAAUGCUCACUCGUCGGUGCAAUUGCGGUGCUGUUCAAAAAGCUAUCCGUUGCGGUUCAACUGUGGAAGUCAAGUGCGACAAAGUAUGCGAUCGACUACUAGCAUGUGGAGAUCAUCGUUGUACUCAAGUAUGUCAUGAAGGCGAUUGUGACAAAUGCGAUGUUGUCGUGAAGCAA
This is a messenger RNA of Strongylus vulgaris, 468 nucleotides long. The record is from the annotation of a GenBank genome assembly. NCBI's taxonomy places the organism in Eukaryota, Metazoa, Nematoda, Chromadorea, Rhabditida, Strongylidae.